UUGGAAAACAUUUUUUUUGAGCAGUGUUUGUUUGGAUCGCUUUAUCUUCGGCUUUGGUCCGAGAAUGAAUUUCGGUUUCUCACUCUUCUAGUCUUCUCUGCGCAGAAACAAACUGGUCUUGGAGAGAGAGAGAGAGAGAGAAAGAGAGAGAGAGCUCAGAGGCAAAAGCAUAGUGAAAGAGAAGAGAGCCAUUUGCGUCGUCGUUUUGGAGCUUAAGCAACUGUGAAUUGAGCUACAAGAGAAGAACGACGCCGUAGUGUCCACGCUCUUGAAGAACCCUAAUUCUCUUCGCUUGGAUCACAGUGAUAAUUUUAAGAGAUGCUGCUGUGGAUAUUUCAUGCCAUUUUGGAGCACACCUCUUGUUUCAAAUGUACUUAUUAAGCAUGUGAGAAUGCCUUUAAGCAGAAUUGCAGGGAUGAGGCAGUCUGAUGUGUAAUGAUCAUAGCGAUUUUCCACAACAUCAAUUAGCUGGGAAAAUUUGGUGCCUGGAAAUUUAAUGCCAGGUAACGAAAUUGAAGGCAGGAUCCACAAAUUAUAUGAGCUAGAUAACUUUUCUCAUCAAUCUCAAGUUGCGGAUGGUAAUUGGCCUGUGCUUUACAAUCAGUGGCAUGAAAAACAAAGAGAGAUCAGUGAACCUCUAAGUUUCAAUCUGAAGAGUAACGUGCAACAAUUAGAUUCUGUGAGAGGACGUGGCAAUCAAUCCUUGACUUUUGAUAAAAAUUAUACACAAGUGGCUCAGAGACCUGGAUUGUCCAAUAUUCAAACUACAGACCCACAUCUGAAGACGAAUGGCUUUAUGCUUGGACGACAGGAUUUUGGAGAAAGGCAGAAUCAACUUCAGUUUUUGGGUGAGAGCACAGUUUUUUCUCCACAUAAUUUAACUUCGAGAGGCUUAUCCAUCCUUCAAUCAGAGCAAGAAAAUGCAUCAGGUGAUAGCCCCACCCUGACAACCAAUUCAGAAAGGUCUGAAAUUACUGAGGCUUCCACUGAGUUUAACUUUGUUGGAAAGCAGCAGCAACUUGUGAGGUGUCAACAGCAAGGCAUUCCACAACUUCACUCAAUGCAGCAGUCUGGGUACACUGACAUGCAGUUGUUGCAGCAGCACGUGAUGUUUAAGAACCUGCAAGAACUUCAGAGGCAGCAGCAACUGCAACAAUUUGGUGAUACAAGGCAACAGAAUUCAGUAAAUCAGCUCUCUGCAAUGAAUAAGCAGGCUGCUGGGGUUCAGUUUUCACCUCUCAUCAAUGGAACACCUGUUAAUGAUACAUCACAAAUGUUUAUGAACUGGGUGCAGCGAGGUGGAUCUCCUGCUGGGCAAAAUGUAUCUAAUAGAGUCAUUUUUUCUCAAGAGCAAGGUCAGACUUUGAGUUCAAUGGGUCCAGCUCCUCAGCAGUUCGAUGUCUCUUUAUAUGGUACUCCUGUUGCUAGUGGAAGAGGGACUAUGAAUCAGUAUUCCCAUCUUCAGGCAAUGUCUCAUGAUUCUGAAAAUUUGUUAAUCAAGGCUAGCGAUCAAACACAGAAGCCUGUUAUGCAGUCAUCAGGCUUCACUAACCCCUUUGUAGGUGAGCAUUGCACUACUGCUUCUCCGGAGCAGGCUUACUUGCCUCAAGGGGCUUUCAUUUCCAAACAAGGAUUUCAGGGAAAGAAUGUGCUUGGACAAGUUACUAAUCAGGGUUUGAAUUGUGGAUCUACAUUGGGCAACCUCCAGCAAGGGAAUACGUUGCAAGCAAAUACAUCACUGCAGGAAAUCAGUGGAAAGCAAGAUCCAGCUGGUUGGCCUGGAACCUUUCAGAAAAAAACAAUGCAGCAUGGCUCUUCACCACAGGGUUUGGUUCCCCUAGAUCCAAUGGAAGAGAAGAUUUUGUUUAACACAGAAGAUAAUUUUUGGGAUGCUUCUAUGGUAAAGCGCAGUGAUAUUGGUGCUGGAGGCUUUGGAAAUGCACUUGAACAGACAGGAUAUUCAGAUGCAUUUCCUUCUCUCCAAAGUGGAAGCUGGAGCGCACUUAUGCAGUCUGCUGUAGCAGAAGCUUCUAGUAGUGAUACUGGGCCGCAGGAGGAGUGGAGUGGAUUGACUUUUCAGAAUACAGACUUGUCAACUGGUAAUCAGUCUUCAAACAUCUUGGACAGUGAGAAGCAACAAGGAAGUUGGGUUGAUAACAACCUGCAGAGUGCCUCUUCCUUAAGUUCAAAACCUUUUCCCAUGCUUAACGAUUCCAGUGUUAAUUCUAGCUUUCCUGGCUUUCCACAGCCAGGCAUUCAAUUCCCAACAGAGCAUAGAGAAGGGCUUCACCAGGAUGAAUAUCAUGAAUCCAUUCAGAAGUCUCCCAAAAACACCAGUGAGUGGUUGGAUCGCAACCCUCAACAAAAGCUAUCUGUGGAGAGAAGUCAACAGGUACAACCACAUUUGCGUUUGGACAACACAUGGACCAGUCAAAUAAAUGAGCACUCAGAAUGUGAUCCACGUGAGCAGAGAAUAGACUCCUAUGGUAUUGUUGGUCAACCAAGUGGUAAACCAGAAGGUGAGAGUGAAGCCAUGUACAAGAGGAACUCUGAUGGUUCUCUGUGGAAGAGGGACAGUGAUUGCAGGGUAAAUUCAUUUUCCAGAUCAACUGGACAAUUGGAGCAAGUACAAUCUGGCUCAGAGGAUACUCUGAGGAACAGAGAAAAUUCACAUGUAUUUAACUUUCAUUCCUUGCAAAAUUCACACAUAACUAAGGUCCAUCAGGAAACCAGUCACCAAGUCCAAGAUAAUAAUAAGCUUGAUUACAUGAAACGUAUCAUAUUUAGCAACAAAGAGGAGAAUGAGGGCAUCAGAGAAAAACAGCAUCAACUGAGUAAUAGCUCUCAUGUUAUUGGGAACUCUUAUGGGAGGGAGGGCGAAACAUAUGAGCAACAGCAAAAUUGCUACCAAAGCGACAACACUUAUGACAGUAAGCGAGCUGAUACAUCUACUACCGUCUGCAGAUCGGGGGAUCCUAGUGGCAUGCAUGUCACUGCACGAACAAGCAGUCAAAAUAUGUUUCAUCUUCUUAGCAAGGUUGACCAGUCGAAGGAGAACAGCUCUAUAGCACAAUUUGGGCCUUCUGGAUUUAAUCCAUUAUCCGAGGUAACUGAGGCAAAAACUCAUGGAGCAUCUGUUGCUCAUAUGUACAAUCAGUCUUCUGCUUCUCAAGGUUUUGCUUUGAAAUUGGCUCCUCCAUCUCAGCGGCAGUCCAAUUCAAACACUCUCUUCUCCUCUCAGGGUAUGCUACAACCAGAAAGUAAUCCAAAUCAAAUGCAAAUGGAUUCUGAUUUAGGAGAGAAAAGCCAGAGCUGGUUACCUACUCCGUCAUCCUCUCAAUCUUUGCCCCAAUCACAUGAAUCAUCACCAAGAGCCCGUUGGGAUGAUAAAUUUAGUAUUGCGGGACAAUCAAGCAUCUCUUCAUCUUAUAUGCAUGGGAGCUCUAUUGCAGAAAUUACAUCCAGUCCUACAUUUCCAAGGAAUCAGCUUCAAACACAACAUCUGUUUAGUGUGCCUGGAGCAGGUCCAUCUACACAGGCAACAUUACCUGGUAUUGCCAGCAGACAUUCACCUUCCAACCUUGCUCUAUCUCAAGGUACUUCUCAGCAGAUUUUUAUCAACCCUGGUGGUCAACAAUUCCCUGUUCUUGAAGCUGUGCCAGCAUCUCAGUCUCCUUAUAUGUCAGGCAUGCCUGCACGGGGUGGAGCUUCAGUGAGGCCACAGGGUUUAUGGACAAAUAACCCAAGUCAGCAACAUCUUUCUGGUAUGGAAACUCAAAAGCUUUCUUUGAUAAAUCAUGAUAGCAUGGAUGCUACUCCGUUGGCUUCAGAGCUAAAUAGUCUAAACACUCAAGAAGGUGGAUAUAGGUCAUCGGAAUUUGGUGCCUCUUCUAUGAAUUUACAAGGCUUCAUUUCUUCAGAAGAGCAGCAAGGGAAAAAGUCAAUGUCAUCUGGAAUGCUUGAUGCAUCACAGACAGGGGUAAGGAAUGUCUCUGAUCCAAGAGCUUUGGCCUCUGGCUCAUUGUUGAAUCCCUCUGCAAGAAAUCUUGGAUUUUUUGGCCAUGCUUUAAAAUCUUCACAUGGCUUUCAUCAAAAUUACUCCCCGCUGCGCCAAGUGCAGGCAAUAAUGAAUGUAGAGACUGAUCCAAGUGGGAGGGAUCUGGAUGAACAACAGGUAACUGCUGUGGCAGGGCAGCAGUCAACUUAUGGUCAUAACAAGGAUGAUGAACUGAGUUCUGCAUCAGCUCUCAAGUCAUCGCCACAUGGAAAUUCCAAAGCACCAAGUUUCUUGACUGAUGCAAGAGAAGAUCCAAGUGUAAAAACUUCUUCACCAUCUGCUUUCCAAGCCCAAGGCAUGGUUGCAUUUGGUGAAAGUGAUUCCCAGAGUCAAUCUACUGGUAAUACUGUGUUAUCUAAUCAUGCAGAAACUUCUUGGGGUAAUUUACGCAUGGCACCCAACUGGUUUAAGCAGUAUGGGACUUUCAGAAAUGGGCAGAUGCCACCAAUGUAUGAUGUAAGGUUUGCACGGACUGCUGCAGGGCAGUUCUCUCUUGUGAAGCCUUCACAGAGUCUGAACAUACAUUCUCCCGUGGAACAGAUAGAUGCUUCUGAUGCUAGUCAAAGCAGCAGAGUCUGGCCAAGUACAGCUGCCAAUUUAGUGGGAAGUGAACCAUUAGCUCCUUCUGUGUUGCCUUCAGAUGCCAUUGAUGGAAAUACGGCUAGUGUUAGACCAAAGAAACGCAAAAUUGCAACAUAUGAACUUCUACCAUGGCACAAAGUGACACAAGGGUCCAAAAGAGUUCAAGAUAUCAGUAUGUCAGAGCAAGACUGGGCACUGGCAUCCAAUCGGCUGAUUGAGAAAGUUGGGGAUGAGUUUGAAAUGUUUGAAGAUGGGCAUCAAAUCCUUCGAUCUAAGAGAAGGCUUAUUUUCACAACACAGCUUAUGCAGCAUUUGCUUGGCCCUGCACCCGCAUCCAUUCUCUCAGCAGAUGCUGCUCUGUACUAUGAUAGUGUGGUAUAUUUUGUUGCUAAAUUAUCAUUAGGGGAUGCAUGCAGCCUGACCUGCAGCAAAAGAAACAGUGCUCAUAUGCCACCAAACGACGGUAAUAUGAUUCUGGAAAGGCUUAAGUUUUCUGAGAGUAUUGAUGACCAGUACUUUUCGAAAGCUGUUGGAGACUUCACAAAUAGAUCGAAAAAGCUGGAAAAUGACUUACUGAGGUUAGACAGGACGGCAUCAAUUUUAGAUUUAAGGCUGGAAUGUCAGGAGUUGGAAAGAUUUUCAGUCAUCAACCGGUUUGCCAGGUUCCAUGUCCCCCGAGCGGAUAUGUCUGCAAUCUCUUCUUCAUCUGGUACAGUACCAACUGCACCAAGACCAUGUCCCCAGCGAUAUGUCACUGGACAGCCACUGCCGAGGAAUCUACCAGAGGGGGUACAGUGUCUUUCACUGUGA
Molecule: messenger RNA, 5449 nt
Organism: Prunus mume (Japanese apricot)
Lineage: Eukaryota; Viridiplantae; Streptophyta; Magnoliopsida; Rosales; Rosaceae
Source: RefSeq, a predicted model, not a curated record